Messenger RNA from Hibiscus syriacus, 2591 nucleotides. RefSeq lists its product as uncharacterized. NCBI's taxonomy places the organism in Eukaryota, Viridiplantae, Streptophyta, Magnoliopsida, Malvales, Malvaceae. The record is from RefSeq and is a predicted model, not a curated record. The transcript has a single exon. The coding region runs from base 146 to 2404 and encodes 752 amino acids.
AAAUCCUCCCUACUCAAAGUUCCAAAACAGUAAUUAAACUUGAAAACUGAGACGAACAGAGACCUUAAAAAAAUUCAAUGGUGGAGGGUUAACAGAAAAAAAUGCAUCCUCAAGGACCUCAACACAGUUAAACACCGGGAAGAAGAUGGGGAAGCUUGGGUGCGGCGUCGAUGGGGUUUUAAAUGAAGCCAAGUUCAGUGAACCACUGCCGUGGAUCGGUGUCUACAUAGCAGCGGCGUCUCUCGCCUGUGCGGUGGCUAUGGCUGCCGACGUUAUCCAUGGAUUCCGCCAUUGGAAACUCUGGUUCCCUUGCAAAUUCUUCACCAUCAACGCCACUUCGUUGACAAUAAUAACCGUGGCUGUCAAACUAUCGGUUGAUUUGAACACUCCCAUGCCUCGGGGACAAGAUCAGCUCGCGAAGCUCAGCAGCACCGCCUUGAUCUGCACAGUAAUGGGUAACUCUAUGCCUUCUAUAGGAACCAUGGAGAACAAAGAAAUACUUACCAAUAUUAUAGCUUUGGGUAUACUUGUGGUUACUGUUGUAGUCAAUAUCUGCAUUCAGCUUGGUACUGGUGUCAUCUUUGUGUUUGAAUUGGAGCAUGCUGUCAUAAUGUUUCUCAUGCUUGUUUUGCUAAUUGUUUUAAGCUUUUCGGCUUUGACCGUUCCGACGAUUAAGCAUUAUUUAGAACUUAAAUACAAAAAGAAGUAUGAAAUGGCUCAGAAAGAAUGCUCAGUGGCCAAUGAAACCAACAAGUCAUUAGAGGAUAAGCUCAGAGAAGCGCUGAUGAGAUAUUGGAUGAUGGCUCAUACUUGUAGUCCUCAGUUUGUUAUUGGCAGAUCAGUUACAUGUACUGCCUCGGGUGCCUUGUGUCUGUUGAGUGCUGCGACGUUAGCCGAAGCCAUGGUUCGGUUUUAUCUGAUGCCGGGUUCGUUUAAGUUCUGCAAGGGGGAUUCUGAUUAUAAGUGGUCAAUCAAUUUAGUGCUACUUACACAGGCUUUUGCAGUUGGGAUGGGUACAAUUGCCCCUGCAAUGAGAUGGUUUCUUGCCAUCAAUUUCAGGUGUCCAACGAGAAACAAGAUGAAAGGUAAGACCACCAGAGGGUACAAACUAGAAGAAUACUGGAUUAGGAUAUUGGUGGAGAUGAAAGAGUGCCCGUUGAACAUACCGGUACAUAAUCGGCUAUGCAGGAGAAUUGCCCAUGAUGCAAAAGUCAAAUGUCUGAACUUGUGUAUUGGGAUUCAGGCUGGAAUUGUGUUCAUCAGCAAAGUAAUUCGUCUCAUCUCGGUUUUUAUUAUGUCUGUGAUUUUGUUAAGCUACGACUACUUUAGAGACCGGCUGAUGAAAUUCACACCUGACAACAGCAUUGGAAAUGACUCAGGGUCAGAGUUACCCCAUAGCUCAAAGCUGGAUCUCAGUCGUUUUGUUUUACAUCUUGAAGGUGAAGAAUCGCUGGUUGAGCUAAUGAUGAAGGAUAAUCGAGAUGCUACUGAUUACUGGAGGCGGAAAGCAAAGAAGAGACAACCGAAAUAUCUCAUGGAACUGUUGGAACUAUCAAGACCUUGUGAAGGAUUCAAGGGACUUACUGAGUUUGAUAGUUUCAAAGUACCCUCUCUAGAUACCGAAGAAGCUCCGAAUUGUUGGUCUCUUUCUUUGGUGACACUGACGGGCAUCGCAAUUGCAGUUCCAAACAUCGAAAGGUGCUCGAUGAAACGUCUUAUAGCUGGAGUAAAUGAAGGUUUGGUGUAUGUCAGAAACAUUGAGGAUAUGCAAGGGAAUAUGGUAAACAGCAGGAAGGCCGCGGAUGUUGUGUGGCUAGGAGUUGAGUUGUAUCAUAGGUGGCUAGAUGUCGACCUUCGCAAACUGUCUCUCCAAGGAAAAAACACAAAUGAAAUACUGCAAGUACUUUCUGAUUCAGCAAAGAGCAUAUUCAUGGAGUUUAAGAAGUGCAAUGCGAAUCUGUGCCUACUGGAUGACCCUUCAAAGUGGCCUAUCAAAGUAUUGGCUGCUAAUUCCAUGUAUAGAAUAUGUCAAUCCAUUUUGCUAGACUACGAAGCCAAACAUUACAGGAUGGAGGAAAAAUUAUUCGAAGCCAUAACCGUGAUGGUUUCCGAUAUAUUGGCUGCUUGUCUCACCAACUUAAAGCAGUUCAUUACGGUCAAGUGUUCGACCACCGCGAUAGAAGAAAGGGAAAAAAGUGUGCGGCAUGCAGCUCAUGUUCUGGGGAAAACCGAAGCGAUUCUGAAACUCCUCCAUAAAACACCACUUCCUGGCUUGAAUCCAGAUAAAAUGAUAGUGAUGGACGAAUGGCGAUCGUUUCAUAAGCUGAACAGCACUUUGUAUGAUACUCCAAGUUCUGAGUUAGCUUCCCCUGCUCCAUAUGAUGUAUACCUGACUGUUGACUAAAUGUUUGGAGGCCAGACCCUGCAUUUAGCUUAUGUAUAUUGUCUGGUUUUGCCUUCCUCAUUGGCUAGUCUCAAUGUACAUUAUCGUCUUGUAACCAAGAGCAAGAAACUCGGUCCUUUAAAUGAAAAUACCCCCCCUACUUGUUCUGCAGAAAACAAGGGGAAAUGGGCCUCUAUCUUUCGUUUUA